AUGGCUGGCAAUGGCGGAUCAUCCUUGUUCUUUCUCUUUUUCCUCGUCGAUGCUUCGAUUUCUCUCGCGUUCUUGCUGGAUUUCGAGGGAGCUAGCGAUCUUGAUCGCAGUCUCUACCAUUCUCCAGCGUUUCUUGCACGGGACUACCAGGAGUUUCUAGAUCGCUUCAAGGUCUACGUCUACCCGAUGAUCCAGAACGCCAGCGCUCCAGAUUUGCGAGAUGGGAAGGCAGCACGGCCAGGUUCGAUAGAUCGAGUCUUUGUGGAUUCGCUGCUGGCCUCAGGGUUUGUGACGGAUGAUCCGGAGGCGGCGGACUUGUUUCUCCUGCCAGCGUCAAUCUCGGCGAUCUGGAAGAAGAGGCCCGAUCCGAAAGGGAUCGCUCACUCCCUCAAGUCUUACAUCCAGCAGCUGCGAGAUCUCUACCCGUAUUGGCAGCGAUCGCUCGGGGCGGAUCACUUCUUCGUCUCGUGCCACGAUAUUACGAGCGACUGGUCCAGGAAUGUUCUUGAGCUCAAGAAGAACGCGAUCCAGAUCGCCUGCUUUCCACUGGCCAGGCAUGGAGCGCAGGAAUUCCUCGCGCACAAGGACAUUACAAUGCCGCCCGCAGGAGGAUCGAUCGAUCCUCCCCAGCGCCGUCGGUGGAAUCUCGCGGUGUACGAUUCCAGCUCCCAGGGCUACGCAGCGAGGGAUGUUCCAGCGUCUUGGAAAUCCGAUGAGAGCUUCGUCGCUGGCGCAGUGGCAUUGGAUCUACAGCUGCUAGUGACAACAAGGUUUUGUCUCAGCCUUGGCUCCAGCGAUCGGCACCUCGUCAUCCCGGCCGUCCGAUCGGGAUGCAUUCCGGUCAUCUUCUCCGCGGGGAAGCUGUCCGAUCUUCCGUUCCAGGACAUUCUGGACUGGAAUAGCUUCGCGAUCGUCCUCAGCCGCGACCAGCUCCACCAGACCAAGGGCAUUCUAGAAUCGAUCGAUGAAGAAAAGCGCUCGAGGUUGCAGGAAAAUGGGGCUAGAGCAGCGAAGCAUAUGGAGUGGCACUCGCCGCCACAGCCGGAGGAUGCGUUCUACAUGGUCUUGUACCAGCUAUGGCGCCGGCGCCACGUCAGUCGCUAUGUGGAUUGA
Molecule: messenger RNA, 1113 nt
Organism: Selaginella moellendorffii
Lineage: Eukaryota; Viridiplantae; Streptophyta; Lycopodiopsida; Selaginellales; Selaginellaceae
Product: probable glycosyltransferase At5g20260
Exons: 1
Coding region: 1-1113 (370 amino acids)
Molecular function (GO): glycosyltransferase activity
Source: RefSeq, a predicted model, not a curated record